UGAAAGCAGCUCGGAGACAUGAACUCCGCACCUUCUGUGAAAUCAUAGGAGUAACGUAUAGGAGCAGAGAACAUCGUAACAGCUUAAUAAACAGUUUACGCUACGUGUCAGAGCUGCCUUCCUCCGUCCCAGGGAGACAAAGCUGUCCCUGAUGUCUUUGCAGGACAGUUGAGAGAGACAACGCGGCCCAAAGGAGAGAUGGGGGAGUGGGGAUUCCUGAGUUCACUCCUGGAUGCUGUCCAGGAGCAUUCUCCCAUGGUGGGCCGUUUUUGGCUUGUGGUCAUGUUGAUCUUCCGCAUACUGAUUUUAGCUACAGUGGGCAGCGACAUGUUUGAAGAUGAACAGGAGGAGUUUGUGUGCAACACUUUACAGCCGGGUUGCCGGCAAGUAUGUUAUGAUCGAGCCUUCCCGAUCUCGCACUACCGAUUUUGGGUAUUCCAUAUUGUUUUGCUAUCUGCACCAGCUGUACUUUUUGUUAUAUAUUCAAUGCACCAAAGUGCCAAGAUGGAGAGAGAUUUAGAAGAAGAAGAGACAGCACGAAGUGGGCAACAAGGUAAUGGCCCACCAAAAAUUAGAACAGAGAAUCGUGGUCGUCAUAUACGCACUUUUUACAUAGUCAAUGUGGUGAUGAGGAUUUUGGCAGAGGUGGGCUUUCUUGUGGGACAAUGGCUUCUCUAUGGUUUUAAGGUGGAGCCACAAUACCUUUGUCAACGAUCGCCCUGUACGCAUACAGUGGACUGUUUUGUGUCCAGGCCUACUGAAAAGACUAUUUUCCUGCAGUUCUACUUUGUGGUCGGGGUAAUUUCUGCAGUUCUAAGUAUAUCAGAACUUCUGCACAUCCUGUUGAAGAGAAAGUGCAGGUCCAGGGGAAUGGAAGGACCCAGUCCUCCACCUGCUUAUGAGAGAGACAAUUGGUCAAACAGAGAACAUGAGAGGACAAACCACCUCUUGCUGCAAGGUCAGACAAAAGGUGAUGGGAAGACAAAUGGACCUGGUGGACACAGGCUUUCCAUCCCGUACCCUCAGGACAACACGUACAAAAUAAAAGUAGCUCCUAGUUCAGCCCAUAGCAGCAAAUCAUCUCGGAUGAUCGUCAAAGCAGACUUAACAGUGUAAAGUGAAGGUGGCAAAAUGGAAACAGGAUGUUUUUGUUACUUUCCCUGCAGACCAUGUCUUUUUGUGUCCAGUGGUCUGGGAGACAUAUGUAACGACUGCAACUAUGGUGGUCUAACACAAAGGAGACUUGAAGAACAUAAUGCCCAAUGUCUGGAGAAAAGUUGUCUUGCUAUUCCUUAAGUUUUCUAAUGUUUCUUAGAAAAUACCAUUAUUGACACUUGUCAGAGAAUUCCAUUGAUAUUUUAAGAUUUAUGCAUUUGGUAUUAUUAUUGUAGCAUUCUAGUUGUUAUGCAAAAUGACCGUGUUAAAUUGUCUCCAAACUAAAGGGCCAUCUCCAGGUUACAGUUUUGAUCACUAAAGUCUGGAUACUCAGUUCUUAAUAGAAAAGCUCAUUUUUUUUAUAAAACAGGCACAGGUCGUCAACAUCUAAUUGUAAGCUCUUUGGCCAUAGCAAAAGCCUUCCUAUUAUUCCUUGUUUUAUUUUGUUUAUGAAUAAUUGAAGGAAAUCACAAGUGGAUUUAUUUUCCAAGAAGUUCUGUAGGACAUUGCCCUUACCAUAUUCUGUGUUACCUAUGUGUCAAGAAAGAAAACUUCAAGUAUGAUAGGUGUGUAAAGGCACUCCAAAUGAUCUCUGAUAGGUAGAUUCAGGAACCCAACAGACAUGCUACAGGCCUAGGAAAUUGAAUCUAAAAUGAACAUAUAUACCUUCAGCUUUGAAAGAGUUCUUAGAAACAUUACAUAGAAAGUUAAUCACAUUUUUCACUGACACUGCAAUAUUAAACUUUAAAAUAUAUAUAUAUAUGUUUUUUAAAGUUUACGUUUCCUUUAAACCUGGCGUUAUCAAGGAAUGCAAUUAGCAUUUAUGAUUGUUUUGAAUUAACAUGUAACAAACGACUUUAUUUUUUUUUUGUCUUUAGAGUAGUUUGCAACUGGGAAUAAUCUCAGGAAAGGUGCAUUAAAUGCAAUAAAGUAUCACUAUAAAAUGGUUUAUUUUAAAAUGUCAAGCCUCCUUUGAGUGUUACGGAUAUAGGGUGACAGUAGGCUAAAGGAUAAGGGAACUUGCAAAUUGCACUGAUAGUCAUCGGAGACAGUCUACAUAACCUUGAAAUCAGGGGGCCCCCUACCUGUAAAACUCCCUCUAACUGUAACAAGUUCCAGCUGUACCUGUGUCUAAGGACACUCUCCUGUAUAUGCAGCACUCAAUGACGCCACGUCCUAUGUUGAAAAAUUUGGGAUUUUUUUUUUGUUUGUCUCCCCAUCACAUUGCCCUUCAAAUGAUGUGCAGGACUAAUCUUCAGGUUACAGGUUUGACCACUAAAGUCUGAAUACUCCGUUCUUUUUAUAAAACAGGGACAGAUUGUCAACAUUGAAUUGUAAGCUCUUCGGCCUAGCAAAAGCCUUCCUAUUAUUCCAUUGUAUAAACUCUUCCCAGUAUAUUGGACAAUCAUAGCAAUACUAUUAUGUGACAUUUAACUAAGUAAAUAUGCACUAAAAUCAGGGAUAGGCAACCUUCGGCACUCUAGAUGUUGAGGACUACAUCUCCCAUAAUGCUUUACUAGUAAGAGCAUUAUGAGAGAUAUAGUCCACAGCAUCUGGAGUGCCAUAGGUUAUCUACCCCUGCACUAAAUGGAUACGAAGUACCACUUUAAAAGUAUUUGUUUUAAUAAAUGUAUCUGUAAAUAUUGUAUCAAUUGUUUUAUAAUGGGGUCCAAGGAUUGAUGUACAUGGAUUGACAUACGUCCCACCGUAUCCCUAACGUGAUAUGAUGAUCGUGAAUUUGAAAUGACAACUUGAAACUGAGGAUCUGGGGGAAUUAAAAGCAUCUAUUUGUAAAAUAGAAAGAACAACCAA
This is a messenger RNA of Pelobates fuscus (common spadefoot toad), 2967 nucleotides long. It is a transcript of the gene GJD3, whose product is annotated as gap junction protein delta 3. The record is from RefSeq and is a predicted model, not a curated record. Gene Ontology annotation, cellular component: connexin complex. Lineage: Eukaryota; Metazoa; Chordata; Amphibia; Anura; Pelobatidae. The transcript is spliced from 3 exons. Gene Ontology annotation, biological process: cell-cell signaling. Bases 199 to 1116 code for a protein of 305 amino acids. Gene Ontology annotation, molecular function: gap junction channel activity involved in AV node cell-bundle of His cell electrical coupling.